Messenger RNA from Falco peregrinus (peregrine falcon), 7307 nucleotides. It is a transcript of the gene MIER2, whose product is annotated as MIER family member 2. Gene Ontology annotation, cellular component: nucleoplasm. Gene Ontology annotation, molecular function: histone deacetylase binding; transcription corepressor activity. Gene Ontology annotation, biological process: negative regulation of transcription by RNA polymerase II. The transcript is spliced from 12 exons. The coding region runs from base 3186 to 4844 and encodes 552 amino acids. Lineage: Eukaryota; Metazoa; Chordata; Aves; Falconiformes; Falconidae. The record is from RefSeq and is a predicted model, not a curated record.
AAGGGAGCGGGAACAGUUUAUCUGGAUGGCUGGGAUGGGGAGAACCCCCUCGCUGAGGGGGAAGGCGGGCAAGGGGGGUCGCGCUCUGGUGCCGCCUCUCCCAUUGCAACGCUGUGUUUGUCCUGGCGUAUUGUGCCCAAAUGUUGCUGCCGUUGCUCCACCACACUUAUGGUUGGUGAUGCCAUUCCCUAUCAUGUCUUGCCGCAUCUUCAAAAUAUCCCCGUCCUGCCAUAACGGUUGUCGUGGCACAUCGGAGGUUUGUUUCCAUCACGAUAUUCUUGUGAUGACCACGAUGCGGAAAAAGGACACUGGGAAGACAUUGACAGAGGCAGGACCUUGGAAUACCGCUAGCUGAGACAACUUGUUUGAGGUCACAGCUUUGUUUUCAGGGUAUUUCACCGGGUACUUAAGCAUUUUACAUGAGAAGAAUGCCAUCCAGCUGCCUGUCCUCCCAUGCAGAACGCUUUGGUCUUUGCUUCUACCUUUGCUGGAGCACUGAGGACGCUGCAUUUGUCUGUGCCGCGGUAAAGAAGCGUUAUCUCAGCACGUUGUUGGGCUGACAUGAGGCGCUGAGGUGCUGCCGUGGCACGCUGCACCAUGUUGCCAUUGCUUACACAGGUCUCUUCAUCCUGGGGGGAUCUGGGAGCCGUCACUGCCUUGCAGAUGGGAAGUAUCUCCACUGUGACAUUGCAACAGCGUGUGAUUGGGGCCCUGAUUUUCCUGAGCAGUGCGGGAGAUGACCUGUGUGUCUUGUCAUCCUGCUCCCAUCCAUACCACUUCCCUCUGGCUACAGCUGGAGUUCGUAGAAAACAGACCCAGGUCAAGUAAUAUGGACAAGGCAAAGGAGCGCUUCUCUUGCCGAGUCUGAAAUAUGUGUUAAACUAGCUCAGGAAACCACGUUAGUUAUCAAAGCAGUAACAGUGGAAAGGGAAACCUCUCUUUUUCCUUGCUUUCUUGCCAGAGUGGUUUCAGCCUGAAGGGUUUUCUCUGGACAAGCACAGUCUGCCUUGCGCUGGCAAACAGCUUUGUCGGUACAGAAGGCUCAGGCUCCUCCUCUGCCUGUGUUUUCUAAAACGUGGCCGUUGCUUUGUUCCACAUGCUCAAAAACUUGAGUUCAGACUUGAGGGAGUGCUGGAGUCAUCCAGAAAUCCAAAUGUGAAAGUAAUUGGUCAACCUCUGUGUGACUUUUGAGAGGAAGGUUGUUCUCAUCUUUCAGAGAUAGCUCAUUCUCGUUUCCCUGAGAAGCAGAGACUAAUGGAAGGAAAGCAGCUGUUGGGAAACUGUUGGGAAUUUAAUCUGUUCCCCAUGCCCAGCACCCCAAGAUUAAGCUCAGAUGGCCCAUGGAUAUAGGAGCCGUUUUCCAGCAUUGUGGUGCACUGUCAAAAUAAAUGGAGUUCACCACUGUGACCUUUCAUGGUGAUCAAAACUGUCACCAGCAAUAAGAGCAUCUACACCUUGGCCAGGAACCAUUCUUGAUCUGGAGGUGUCUGGUAGUGCCUUAAGCGUCCUGAGGCAUGUGAUGCUGUUGCAUUUUCCGCGUCCUGUGUGAUAUUUGGAUUUGAAGUGGCAGACUGCAGCUACCUCACCUUCAAACAAAUAACUUCACAUCAUGUGGCAUCAGCAGGCAGUGUAAUCAGGAAUAUUCUCUCUGUCAUCAUUUACAUUUUUAAGCUAGACCUGCCUUACUCCCCUGCUCCUUUGACUUUGACUCUUGUUCCUGUGGUUGUCUGGCUUUGUAAAUAAUUUGAUGGAUUGUUUAGUUUCACACAUGUUUAAAUCUGGGUGUGAAAUGAGCCGUUUGCUUUGUCAGUCACUUGUUUCUUCUUUUCUCAGCCCAGCUUUCUGGGCGCUAGUUAUUUUGUGGUGACUCCAGCUCACAACAGUUCCCACUUGCUCUAGUGCUAUAUUACUGCUUCAGGGAAAUAAAACUCGUGCUUUAGUUACUGAAUUGUCACCCUGUUGUGCUGACUAUUACUCUUCAUUUUAGCACCUGGUCAUUAAUAUAAGAUCUCAUCAUUCCUGAAGUAUUCUUGACAUCUUUUCAAGCCAGCCCAUCCACUGCUAACAGUUUCAGUCUUCGUUUUCAAAAUCUUUUACGUGCAGCUCCUUAUUGAUCCCUGUGUGAAGGAGGCACAAUCAGUUUAUAGAUCAUUGUCUUGGGAAAGAGAGUUCUGCAGGUCACUCAAGACUGGAGGGAGUGAGUGUAGACCACACCUGUAUUUUUUUCAUGAAACCGGGAUUGUUUGCUUGGAAGGAUUUACCCAAGAGAGUUUUAUACUUGGUCACAUUCCAGCAAAGCCCAGCAAAAGGGCACUGACACUUCCCCAGGCUGUGAAGCCGUUUCCCAGUAUGACCAUCCUCAAAAUGGAGGCUGUCCAAAUCCUUUUCAUCCCCUUCUUUCGUUGUCCCGUAAACUCCUCCCUUUUCUUUUAAUGUGCACGGUCACUGGGCUCUGUCUGCAGCCAGACAAAGUGGUCUCUAGUGGGGUUAUCUUGCUGCUAAUAAACAGACGCUCGGGGAUGGUGAAUUGCAGCGUGUGUGCUGGUUGGACUAGAGGCAUCCUCUUUUCACUGGUCCUGGUAGAGGAAGCAGCAAGAAUUCCACAGCUGUUGCACAGAUCCUUCCCCUUCUUCCCUGUCAGUCCUUCUGUUGUAUGGCAAUACCUUCUGCUGCCUUCCAGGCCAGCCAUUAUCUUUGUGGUAAUUAUACCUAGAAAAUAGCCGCCUCCCUAGUCGUUACAGAUUUUGCAAUAUAUGUGUUAAUACCUGAAGGUGCUAACUUAGAACCCAAAAUCUGGGCUGGCUUUAUUGUUAAGAGGAUAAAUCGUGAUGUGAAGCUGUUUUCUUAAAGAAGUUGUAAGAGCCUCAUACUGAGGCACUGUAGACGUCCUGGCUCCCGCUGAGCGGGUGAGGAGUGAUGGUGCAUGGCUGAGGAUCGUAAAAAGACGUUGUUAGUGACAGGGGGACUGACAGUAUGAUUUUCUUCUGCAGUUGGAUGCUUUCAGUCACCCAAAGGCAAUCAUUAAUUACCUGCUUGCUCCCUACCUAGACUGAACUUGAUGAACAGCAUUUCCAUGUACAGCAGCCCAAGGAGCAGCAGAUGUUCUGGGUUAUUUUCCAAGCCUCAGCCCAUACUGCUGCCUGAACUUCUGACCAAGCACUGAAUGCCAGAAAGCAGUUGUGUCAAUGGGCUCAGCUGAUCACCGACUGAACCUAGCAGAGAUCCUUUCACAGAACUAUGGUGUGCGGGAAGAAAGGGAAGAAGAUGAUGAUACUCAGGAGAAGCAGAAGUCUUUAGAAGAGCUGGAGAAGAGUCUCAGUGCCUCUCAGAGCAGUGAAAUGCCAUUUGAGGAGCUGCUUGCACUUUAUGGCUAUGAGGCAUCUGAUCCCAUCUCGGAACAGGACAGCGAGAGCAAUGAUAUUGCUCCAAAUCUCCCAGAUAUGACUCUGGACAAGGAACAAAUAGCGAAGGAUUUGCUUUCAGGGGAAGAAGAGGAGGAGACACAGUCCUCAGCUGAUGAUCUGACUCCAUCCGUCACAUCCCACGAUGCAUCGGACCUCUUCCCAAACCAGCCUGGCUCAAACAACUUCCUUGCCGAUGAAGACAAAGAGCCCUGUUCAUCUCCAUGUGCUUCCUCCAUGGCUGAGGAUUCAGAGGAGGAUUCCAUCCCGUCUAACGAGUGUAAGAAGGAGAUCAUGGUUGGACCUCAGUACCAAGCCACUGUUCCCAUCCUCCACUUAAACAGGCACGGUGAAAAAGUGCUUUUUCUGUUAGCCUAUGAGAAUGAAGAUCAGCUGCUUUGGGACCCAAACAUACUCCCCGAAAGAGAGGUUGAAGAGUUCCUCUACCGCGCAGUGAAGCGGCGAUGGGAUGAGCUGUCUAGCAGCAGCCUGCCAGAAGGAGAGGUGGUGAAGGACAACGAGCAGGCUUUGUAUGAACUGGUUAAAUGCAACUUCAAUGCAGAAGAGGCACUGCGGAGGUUACGGUUCAAUGUGAAGGUCAUCAGAGAUGAGCUUUGUGCCUGGAGUGAGGAAGAAUGUAGAAAUUUUGAACAUGGCUUCAGGGUCCAUGGGAAAAACUUUCAUCUUAUCCAAGCAAACAAGGUCCGCACCCGGUCAGUGGGCGAGUGUGUGGAGUAUUACUACAUGUGGAAAAAAUCAGAGCGCUAUGACUACUUCACUCAGCAGACUCGUUUAGGAAGGAAGAAGUACGUCCUCCACCCUGGAGCCACGGAUUACACCGACAAUGACUUGGAUGGGGGUGAAGUAGAAAACACCAGUCGUUCUCGGAGCUCCCCGCCAAUUCCCUCGGCAACUGGCUGCCUGGAUCCUCACUUUGGUCAAGAUCAGAUAGCAAUAGAGAGCACAGAGCCCCUGAGCGUGGAGAGCACAGUCUGCAGCCUGGGCAGCAUGAGUGAAUCGGGGCAGGGCUAUGAGUGCAGUACUCCUUCCGAGACAAAUUGCUCCUUCGACCCCACGGAGGAGACGUCCUCAGGCGCCAUCUCAGCUUCCUGCACGCAACAUGCUGUCAACCCCUCGGAGUCGGGGCUCUACGCUUUGCCGCUGGCAGGACCAGCACUAGCAGAGAAGCAGGAGACAUUGCAGAGCUCUGGUGAGACGAUAACCAUGGACUUCACUCUCCCUGCAGACAUUAAUGAGGGUUUGCCUUUAAUUGCUGGCCCUGUGGAUUUGGACAGAGACCCAGAGGCAGUGGUGGCCCCUGCGCAAGUGUCCUUAUCGGUCACAGAUUUUGGCCUCAUUGGCAUUGGAGAUGUAAAUAGUUUUCUGACUGCUCAUCAGGCUUGCCCAGCACCUGUGGCUCGGUCAGAGCCUUUGUCACAGUGAGAAUUUCCAGUCACAAACUUGUCACAGACCCAGCAAGGACUUUGACCUGACUGAGUCAAAUCCUGGAACUUCCGCUGUUCCGUAGGGACAGUUUGGAGCUGUUGGUCAGAAUCUGUCUUUCCAUCCUCCUUGAUCCAAGGCUGCAGUGAAACCAAACACCUUUCUGCUCCAGUGUGUUCUGACACAAUCACGCAAAGCUGGUGGCUGGCUUUAGUGGGGGGGGGGGGGGGGGAGCGGUUCAUCACCCCCUGUUUUGUUGACCACAUGUCACCCCAGGUAAUGCCAGGCUGUUUAAAUAGUCCCUGCCUCAGGACGGGAGAGACAUCCCUUGGCCCCAGUGGGACAGUCUGAGUGCAGAGAUGCUUGGAGAACAGCAGGGAUGUAUCACUGGUGCUUUUGGGGCUGGGACUGAGGAUGCAGUCUGGAGGUCCGAGAGCUUAGGAAACCCACAGGGAGCACCGUCCACGGAGGCUGUGGGGCAGUUGAACUGCAGAGAUGGGCAUGGUGAUGCCAAAGGAAGAUGAGGAGUCUUGGCACUUCACCCACAGAUAGUGUGUUGCAACAGAGGUGGUUCUCCCCGUUCCCCUCCCAACAGCUACCGGGCACUCCUGAGGUGUGGGCCGUGACAGGCACGCACACUGCGGUUUUCAAACCUCUUGCUGCUCUACAUGUCUUCCUGCCUGCUCUCCCACCAGCUGCAGGUGGGAUGUGGCCUGGUCCAGCCCUUUGGCAGAAGAGGCAGGUCUUGGGGAAGGGAUUCUGCGUGGUGCAGCGGCACUGGGUGCGCUCAGGUCCUCCUCGCCUUCCCUUGUAGUGCUGGGCUGUGGAGCAUGGGGAGGAAAGGGAGUUUCUAGACCCACGGUGAUGUUGGCCCCAGUGGUGCAGUGCUGCCGCUUCUGUUGCUGGCAGUGAACGACUUGAGCCUUGCUGACUGCAGCAGUACAGGAGGGUAAAACGCAGAUGAAAAUGUCUGCCGCUCCACAGCUUGUUCAGACAAUUUGUCAGCUGUGGGAGGAGGUUGCUCGGCUGCCAGGGCACCAAGGCCAGGACACCAGGGCUAGCAUGGAGCCCCAGGCAGGGGAGCACGCCAGUCCCUGGGCAUCCCUGCCCCUUUCUGCAUCACAGAAAAAGCUCUCUGUUUUCUGAGAGGAAAAUGUGUCUUUACUGCCAUUAGCAAUGUUCAAGGAGGUGACAAGGGUGGCUUCCAUGGCAGCGAGGUGGCCAGCUGCUCUGCAGAGCGCCACAGUGGCAUGUGUGUGGGUGUGCUGGAGUCCGGAGCUGCUUCGCUUCCCGGGUGUGUUCCAGGUCUGGGGUUUGCCACUGGCUUAAAUCCGCAUGUUCUCAUUCCCCUUUUUUCCGUGCAGGGCAUGCUGUCUGCUGACUUGCUGGGCAAGGCUCUGAUGCAGAUGUUCCCUUCCUCCAGCCAUUUUCUGCAUUUGGGAAGGGGUUUGGGUUGAGGUAUUUUGCUUGUUUUGGUAGAGGCCUCCGGGCUGUGAUCCUGCAGUUGGUUCUGCUGCCAGUGGAUUUGGAAGAUGACUAUAAAACCAUUAGCCCGCGUCCUCCUCUUUCCCCAGCCCUAUGAAGUUGUGCUCAGCCCUGCAGCAGGAGCACAGAGACAGCGUCGGGCAGCUUCACGGGAUGACAGGAUCAGACCUCGUCUCUCAUCUUCAAAGCCCCAGACCUGGCUUUUGCAUGCAUUAGCAGGGGGCUGUUUCGGUCCCUGGCCAGCUCUGCUGAGAGGUGCUGAGCUCCAGCCACGCGCGGCUGCCUUGGCCAGGCAUUGCUUUGGCAUCCAGACGCGGUAGCCGGAGAUCUCCCCUCCAGUUGCUCCCAGGUGCUGGAAACGGAAAGCAAAUACAAGUGCCUGGUCCAUAGUGGAACUGCCCAGGCUGUGAUUCCCCUUUUCUGGGGGAGAGGAAGCUCCUUGGCUGAAAGGGGAAGAGGAGGCAGGGUGAGAGCACAGGCAGCCCUCCCAGGGAGGGCCAGGCCUUGGCAUCUCCUUUCCAUCAGCCAAGAACAUUCUUAGUUUUCCUGAAACCAUCUUUUUUUUUUUUCUUUUUUUUUUUUCCCCCCUUUGGUUUGUUUCAAGCCCUAACGAAAGGAGAGGGGAGGCCGGGGGAGGCAGAAAUCUCUCUUAUUUAUGUUCUUCAGUGUUGUUUACAGAUUCGCAUGGGGUCUUUCAACAUGAGCGCGGCGCUUUUUCCAUGUAACUUUACGGGAGAGGGAUGGAAAGGGCUGGGACAGGGAGGGGGAGUCACUUGGGGAGGAGGCUUGGUUUUGGUUUUUUGCUGGGGUUUUCUUUUUCCUUCUUACAAAGCACAUUCACUUUGAGCCGCUCCCAAUGCUGGAUUUUUUUUUCCCCCCUCCCCCCUUCCCCUCCCCCAAGCCCUACACUGUGAAGUGAUACUGCCUUGAAGACCCCUCACCGUUAUUUAUUUAAUUAAAAACCUAAUUUGAAAGUGA